Paramecium octaurelia is the source of this 724-nucleotide messenger RNA. Lineage: Eukaryota; Ciliophora; Oligohymenophorea; Peniculida; Parameciidae. The record is from the annotation of a GenBank genome assembly.
AUGAAUAAUAAUAUUGAGUAAAAGUCAUAAAUUUAAAUUCUCUAGUUUUUUGAGUAUUAAAAUUCAGUCCAAAGCGAGAUCGAAAAAUCUAAAAAGAUCUUGUAAACUUUAUUAGACUAAAAAAAGAAAUUGUAUAAUGAUAAAAUCCUCCAACAUAAAGAAGUUCAAAAGUAACAAUAACAAUAAAUUGAUUAAUAAAAGAAGCUAAUUGAGGAACAGCAAUUCAAGUUGAAAUCAAAAGGCAAUAAAGAGAAUGUUUAAAUCCAACUUGGUUAAUUGAUCUCGUUUCAAUAAGAGUAAAACCAGAAGAUUGAAUCCCUCAUUGAAUAAUCUUGCAAUGAGAAUUCAAACUACAUUCAGUUAUAAGAGAAACUCAUUAGUAUAUAUAGAUCAUUGAAUCAUUAGAGUGUUAAAAUGAUAUUAAUUAACUUAAGGAGGACAGAGAGAUGAAAGAGAAAUUAAUAAUUUAAUUAUAGCAAAUAACAGGAGUGUAUUUGGAAUAUGAUUAUCAUCAGAAGAUUCUUGAUAUUCAAUUGGAAUACAACUAGAAUAUUCACAUUCAAAUAAAAUUCGAAGAUAAAUUAAGAAGUAAAUAAUUUAAUUAACUAUAAAUUUAGUUCAUUCCAUAAGUCCUAAGAAUGAGCAUUUCUAUUAAUUAAUUAAGGAAUUCAAUCAGGAUAACUAAUUGGAUAAACUUAUAUAAAAGAUUUAAUCAUUUAAUUGA